This is a messenger RNA of Oikopleura dioica, 1218 nucleotides long. The record is from the annotation of a GenBank genome assembly. NCBI's taxonomy places the organism in Eukaryota, Metazoa, Chordata, Appendicularia, Copelata, Oikopleuridae.
AUGGAAUCAGAAGAAGUUAUUGCGGAACUGCACAACCUUUUCUCCGAUAAUGUGCCGUACAUGAGCAUUUGGAAAAGAGUAAAAUUCAACGGUCUCGUGAACGAGACAUUUGAGACACCUCUUCUUGGACGUCGAAAUAUUGAGCACCAUGGAUCUUUCUAUGAUAUCACGGACGAAAUCAAGGCGGCGUUUUCUACUAAGCUUGAUGAUUGGAAGUGCAUCGAUCCUGGAUCAUUACGAAUGAAAAAUUUCAAGCGGAUUUCUCCUUCUAGUAAAGCCUUUGAAAGCUUUUUAAUGUCAGGAAAAGAGGUGCUCGAUGAAUGCAACGGACAAGAGUCUUAUGACUUAGGCUUCAACAACAAAGAGGUCUACUUAUUGAUGCAACCAUUUAAUAAGAGACUGUUUUUGAUCCCGAAAUCUGGAAGUAAUAAUAAAGAUGCAUUCAUCAGAUACACGGAAAUCGACUCAAUGGAUCAAGACUGGGCUGCAAUUUCAACGGUGAAAUUUACCAUUCAAGACAAAGAAGAAUAUGAUAGACUCAAGCAGUCAUCAAAGCCUCCGUCUUCUUAUGUGAUCCCGGACUGGGUGGAAAAGGAGUCGCAAGAAAGGAUGAAGCAAGAAAGGAAAAAGCAAGAAAUGCAGAAUUCCAAAAAAUCCUCAAAGAAAAAGCCGUCGAAGCAAAAAAUUAAAUCAAAUCAGCCAAAGAAAAACGAUAUUAGUGCUCAAAUAGCGGAUCUAGACAUAAUAGACAGAAAUGCUCCGUCUGGCGAGCGUGAACCUGAUAAUGAAACAGACUGGCUAACGGUUGGAGCGCCAAGUCAAGAAGAAAAAGACAGCCAAAAUCCACCGAUGAAACCACGAGCAUCCCCGCCAGACGCCUCAGAAAAGCCACCGACCGAAACUGAGAAAUCAGCUCUCGUUGAACUGGUCGAGUCAACAGAUGAUGCUCUUCCGGCGGAAUCUCAGGGAGAUCGAGCGUUGAAAGCUGAAGUUUCUGAACUGCAGGAGAAACUUGAACGCUAUGAGAUGUGCCCAAUUUGUUUUGAACGCUACGAUGAAGAUGAACACGCCAAAUACUCCCAUCAAUGUGGCCAUGGCUGCUGCUUGACAUGCAUGAAGAUGGAGUUUGCUCGUCAACGUAACUUGAGAAAAAUGAAGUUCUACUGCCACUGUGGAUUCGAGAUACACGAAAAAAAGAUAAUCAGAAUGUUCAUUUGA